Molecule: messenger RNA, 1086 nt
Organism: Alternaria incomplexa
Lineage: Eukaryota; Fungi; Ascomycota; Dothideomycetes; Pleosporales; Pleosporaceae
Exons: 1
Coding region: 1-1086 (361 amino acids)
Molecular function (GO): 4-hydroxy-tetrahydrodipicolinate synthase activity
Source: RefSeq, a predicted model, not a curated record
AUGUCACCGCACACCGACGCACCUUCUCCCGCAAACAGCUUCGUUCAAGAUUCCGGCUUCCACCAUCCUGUCCAAUCUGUCUAUACCAUGAACCGAUACACCGACUUCGACACCAGCUCAAUGGAGUUCACUGAUGUUGGCAUUCGGCGGUCAUUGGUUCCUGGCAUCUACGUUCCCACUGUAGCGUUCUUCGAACCAACUUCAGAUAACGUCGACGUUGAGACUACCGCCAGCCACGCCGUUCGUCUAGCCAAAGCUGGUGUUGCCGGUAUCACCACUCAAGGCUCCAAUGGCGAGGCUGUCCAUCUCUCCCACAAGGAACGCGACCUUAUCACAAACACCACCCGCAAAGCUCUCGAUGACGCAGGCUUUGGAUACAUGCCUGUAAUCGUUGGAUGUGGUGCUCAGUCGACCCGGGAAUGCAUCGAACUCUGCGAAGAGGCAGCCUCUGCUGGCGGAGACUAUGCCUUGGUGCUUCCACCAGCAUACUACCAGGGCUUGUUCUCGAAGGAGACCGUAAAGGAAUUCUUCCAGGAUGUAGCCACUGCUUCGCCCAUCCCCAUCCUCAUCUACAACUACCCCGGUGCUGUUUCUGGAAUGGAUCUCAACUCAGAUAUCAUCAUCGAGCUGGCUCAACAUCCCAACAUUGUUGGUUGCAAGUUGACUUGCGGCAACACAGGAAAGCUGAACCGCAUCGCCGCGGCGACCCGAGCAGCCACUGUCUCUGAUCCUGGAUCGGGCUUCAUGUGCAUGGGCGGAUCUGUCGACUUCACAUUGCAGACUCUGGUCGGAGGUGGCUCCGGUAUCAUUGGCGGCAUGGCCAACAUCGCACCCAAGACAUGCGUCCAGCUCAUCAAGCUAUUUGAAGCUGGCAAGCUCGCAGAAGCCCGCAAGCUCCAGGCUAUAGUAGCCCGAGGCGACUGGGCUGCCAUUCAGGGUGGUAUCAUCGGUACCAAGGCCGGAUUGAUGGCUCACUUCGGCUACGGAGGAUAUGCUCGCAAGCCACUCCCCAGGCCUGGCAAGGACGAAGUCCGCAGGUGGCGAGAUGCAUUUGACGAGCUCGUCAAAACUGAGAACUCCCUUUGA